Molecule: messenger RNA, 742 nt
Organism: Diprion similis
Lineage: Eukaryota; Metazoa; Arthropoda; Insecta; Hymenoptera; Diprionidae
Gene: Dad1
Product: dolichyl-diphosphooligosaccharide--protein glycosyltransferase subunit DAD1
Exons: 2
Coding region: 114-449 (111 amino acids)
Biological process (GO): protein N-linked glycosylation
Cellular component (GO): oligosaccharyltransferase complex; membrane
Source: RefSeq, a predicted model, not a curated record
UCCCAGCUUAAACAUCCGUAUCCAAGGUCUGUAAUCGUGUGUCGUGCCGGCUGCUGGUGCCACGCGUCAGAAUAUCAAUUGCGAACGAAAAAAAUAUCGUAAAACACUCCAAAAUGUCGGUGGUUGCAGUACUGGGAAAAUUCUGGCAAGAGUACACGAAGAAUACUCCGAAAAAGUUGAAGAUCAUCGACGCGUAUCUGUUCUACAUAUUUCUGACAGGAGUCACACAAUUCGUCUACUGCUGUUUGGUCGGUACAUUCCCGUUCAAUAGUUUCCUCAGCGGUUUUAUCUCCUGCGUUUCGUGCUUCGUUCUUGGCGUUUGCCUGCGGCUACAGGUCAAUCCACAGAACAAAAGCCAAUUUCACGGCAUUAGUCCAGAGAGAGGAUUCGCAGACUUCAUAUUCGCCCACAUUAUACUUCACAUUGUAGUCAUGAACUUCAUCGGUUGAAUGAUAUACCGUGUUUGUCUUAACGUAAAAUAAAUCUUCAAUAAUUUUUCUGUGCAUAAAUUUGAACCAAUUACCUAUUGCAAUGAUAAGUUCUCAAAAAAAAUAAAUCUUUUUCCAUAUUUCCUUGCAUUUUUUACUUAUACUACACCGGCUCAGGUUUUUCACAAUUGCAAUUGUUGCUCUACAAUACAUGAAUUCUGCACUCUGAACAUAUUUUGUAAUAGACGAGUUCACCCUUCUGUUCUGUAUUCCUGUUGUUUGUCUGCUUCACAUAAUUUCUGGGUAAAUGUUAA